AUGUUCCAAUCCGACCAUCGCAUCAAAUCGCUCUACUUCAACGGCCAUUCUGACGCAAAAGCUCAUUGCCAGCGCAAAAAAGUUGUCCAGUACUACGUCCAGGACAGCCAAGGUCGUUGCUUCCGCCGCGUCUGGAGUGGAUGGGAGAGAUGCUCGCAAGCCGGCCAGACAGCCGAAGAGAGACUGGCCGGAUCCGACUGCAGAGAUCUACGACCCCAGACUUGGUGCCAAGCUCAAAUAAAAGUCGGAUUUUGUAAAGUUAAAGAGAUCAGGGAGGUAAGUUUAUACCUGGCUAAGUAUCUUUAA
Messenger RNA from Protopolystoma xenopodis, 306 nucleotides. NCBI's taxonomy places the organism in Eukaryota, Metazoa, Platyhelminthes, Monogenea, Polystomatidea, Polystomatidae. The record is from the annotation of a GenBank genome assembly.